AGCUCCUUUCAAAGACGACUACGGCGACACCAUUAGUUUCCAAUUAUAUUUACAUUAACAGUUUUAUUCACGCAUAUUUGGUGCAAUAUCGGCACGGUAUCGGCAAAUGACUUUUUGAAACCGUUUGAGACUUUACUUCCGCUAAGACUUUUAUUUGCACGAAUGUAACCGGAAGACGGACUGACAAUCUGACAAACAUGGCGACCUCCGGCGGAGAUAUGAUGACAUACGCGGAGUAUGCUCCGAAAAACACUUCGCGAAGUGACGCAGAAAUUGACAGACAGCUGGGACGCACGUUGAUUGUGGUCGGUCUCGGCGUGGCUGCUGCAGGUUUUGCUGGUCGCUAUGCAUUCCGGCUAUGGAAACCUCUUGGACAGAUGUUCACCGAAACUGUCAAGAAGAUGCCAACAUCUACGUUUUCGUCGUAUUACAAAGGGGGCUUUGAGCAACAGAUGUCCAAACGAGAGGCCAACCUCAUCCUCGGCAUCAGCCCAGGCAGCGCUAAGUCCAAAGUAAGUGAGGCACAUCGGAGGAUCAUGUUGCUCAACCAUCCGGAUAAAGGUAAGGUGGGUCGCCGUAUCUCGCCACUAAGAUUAACCAGGCCAAAGACUUACUGGACAAGGACAUGCGGCGGUGACCUUUCCCAUCAUCCCCGCGACGUCUGGACUGUGCAGCAUGGAGAUCCUGCUUGGAGACGCUCAUACAGCUUGAAUAAUUUCCAUGUUAUUUUUCAGUGAAUGAUGACACAUGGUGUGUGUGUGUGUGUGUACAGCUGUGACGACAUGAUUACAUCAUCUAUUUAAGGAGCAAUACUAUACAGUCUGACAUUUGUGUGGUGAAAUGUUUUAUUUAAUAAAUGCCAAUGUGAAAAUAGAAUGCAGGGGAU
Dunckerocampus dactyliophorus (ringed pipefish) is the source of this 886-nucleotide messenger RNA. RefSeq names its product DnaJ (Hsp40) homolog, subfamily C, member 15 (gene dnajc15). The coding region runs from base 198 to 737 and encodes 179 amino acids. NCBI's taxonomy places the organism in Eukaryota, Metazoa, Chordata, Actinopteri, Syngnathiformes, Syngnathidae. The transcript has 6 exons. Gene Ontology annotation, cellular component: PAM complex, Tim23 associated import motor. Gene Ontology annotation, biological process: protein import into mitochondrial matrix. The record is from RefSeq and is a predicted model, not a curated record. Gene Ontology annotation, molecular function: ATPase activator activity.